GACACGGAGUAGGUUUCGUUUCCUGUGAUUAACCCGCCCAGCUGAGGUCUUCUUCCUCAGUGUCCUCUGUAUCCUCUGCAAACAGGCAGAGACAGUGUCGCUCUCUCCUCUCCAGAAUCCGCCGCAUCCGCCCGUUAGAGGAGCUCAGCUUUAAACCGGGAGGACCGCAGACUGAACGCGUCCGUGGCAGUAAUCGCCAGUAUGUGCAAAAAGUUAACCAGCCAACGUAGAUGAUCAGGAAAUAUUAAGCAUCAGUGACCUACACUUGUGAAAAAGGAGGCAGUGCUGUCAUGGCAGAUCAAGGUGAAAUGAAGUGUCAGGAAGAGGAGGAUCUGUCACCUGAUCUACAGGACUGGAGUAAACAUCAAGUGAGACACUGGGCUCUACAACUGGAUGGUGUGGAUGACAAAGUUGCUGAAAUAUUGUUUAAAGAAGACAUCAGUGGGCCUAGUCUUUUGCUUUUAACUACAGCAGACUUAACCGCAAUUGGUGUGACUUUUGGACCAGCUAAACUUCUCAUUCAUGCCAGAGAUGAGGUUGUGAAAUUUAAGAAAGAAGAGCCAGUAAACUCUGGAAACCAGCCUGGAAAACCAUGCAAGCCGUAUCCAUUUUGUAGAUACCAUGAUACAUUCAGAUACAUGGAAAGCAGCAUUCUUGAUGUGACAGAAUCAGGUGCCUCAGACUUGAUUGAACCCUGUCACGAGUAUAAAGCUUUCAUCAAUACAACAGAUGAAAAUAAAAUGAACAAGUUUACCGCUGAGGUCAUUCGCUUUGCAGCUGCCUGCAUGAACAGCCACACCAAUGGCACCAUACAUUUUGGAAUAGGGGACAAGCCGGACUUCACCCAUGGUCAAGUGUUGGGAGUGGUUGUUGGGGACAGAGAGGCUUUUGCAAAAGAACUGAAAUCUGCCAUCAUUGGGCAUUUUGAACAUAAACAUAAACAAGCUGCUCAAACGUGCAUCAAACCUCCUCGAUUUGUUGGAGUUCUCAACAAGAACAUGACGUCAUCUGACAAAUGUGUUAUAGAAGUCGACGUAGUUCCCGAGUCUACGAUCUGUGAAGAAAACAACUACCACAUAAACCCCGUAAAAAAAGGCAAGAAAAAAGGCAAAGGUAAAGAAAGUGAAUCAGAACCAUCAAAGUGUUUCUUUAUCCGUGACGGUGGUAGCAGCACGGAUCUUCUCGCACAACCACACAAGCGAGAGUACGAGCAGUUUUUAGAAAGUGCAGCUCAACGAUCAGAACGCAGGAAGAAAGCAGAAGAAAAGCACCUCAGUGUAAUAAAAAGCAGUACUCAGGGCGCCAUGCUUAGUCGCAUGAUCACUGGUGACUCUCUGACUUUAGAUAAGUCGAAUGUUGAGCAGUAUGUGAUCGUAACUAACAAAUCACAUCCAAGCCAAUUAGAUUUUCUGAAAUUUCUUGUAGACCUGAACCCAACAUGUGUGUUGGACUUUGAUCCAGAAUCGGCUAAACAGGGAUUGCAGCAGUAUUUUGACCAGGAGAGCACUGUAAAUGCACAUUUACCAGCACGGUAUAAAAUCACAGAAGGAGUUGAAGACAUUGCAAACAAGUUGAAAUUAACUCAGAACACCAGCUGGGUGUUCUGCAAUGGAGGCAUUGAGCAUGAGUCACCCUCAGACAUUGACCAGUGGUUAAAGGACAAGGGAGCAUCUGUUCGAGAUGUGAUUUCCUUCCUGUGUCGCAAAGAUGUCCUUCCAAACAAGAGGUUCCUCGUCAUUUUCUUAAUUUUGUCAAGAGUGAGUGAGAAGAUGGACCCCCUUGUGGAGACUUUCAGUACUUUCUGGCAGGAGCUCAGAGGCAUAGAUCAGAUCCUUUGCAUAUGUGACAAUGAGAAAGCAUUUACCUCCUGGAAGGACCUAAUUGAGGCUCGAUGUGGAAUCGACAUCUCUGGUAGAUGCAUAUAUGAGCUCAGCUUUGCAGAAGUCAAUGGAACCAUCCUUAGUCUUUGGUCAGAGAACCGUAGAUCCAGCCGUUUCCUACCCUGUGGUGGGGGAAGCAAAGUGCUAUUUGAGAAGAAAGUGGAGCGUAGCCUGAAUACCUUAGAUGUCCUGUGUGUGAACCAAUGUGAAGGAGGAAAUGAGGAUAAAAUUAUCAUAGAGGAGAACUUCUACAAGGGUGGAAAGGUAACAUGGUGGAAUUUCUAUUUCUCAGAGCAGCCUGGAUCCACGCCGUUUAUCAAACGAGACUUCUUUGACCUCAUCAAGGAUACAAUCAUUCCAGAUUUGUGCUCCCAGAGAAAAGCCUGUGUGUUGUUUAACCUCAUGCAUGUUCCUGGAUGUGGUGGGACAACUUUGGCCAUGCACGUAUUGUGGUCUCUCCGGGACAGAUUUCGUUGUGCUGUACUCAGAAGCAGCAAUGCUGACUUUGCUGAAAUAGCUAAUCAGGUGAUCAAACUUCUCACGUAUGACCAUCAGGAGCAGUUACCAGGUGUCCCUGUUUUGCUGAUGAUAGAUGACUUUGAUGAUAAGGAAAAAGUGUAUGACUUGCAGCAGCUCAUUGAAAAUGAAUGUGAAGAGAAAAACAUUCAGUCCAAGUCUGCACGGGUGGUUCUCUUGAACUGCAUGAGAUCAGAGUCCUCCGAACCGACCGAACAAACUGCAGAUACUGUAUUCAUUGGAAAUAAUCUCUCUGAAAAGGAACAGAAACUGUUUGAGGAAAAACUUGUCGAGAUUGAGAAAACUUACAAGAAUACUGAAACAUUCUAUGGUUUCAUGAUCAUGAAGAAGAACUUUAAGUCAGAGUACAUUGAGAGUGUGGUCCACAACACUCUGAAGAGCUUCAGUAUGAAUCAGAAACAUGCACAACUCCUGGCAGUUUUAGUUCUGUUGGAUGUUUACUGCCGCGGGGCGUCUCUGUCCGUCUCUCUGUGUGAGGAAUUUCUUGACCUCCAACCAAAACCAUUUUGUGGAUCCGUCAAAGUUGAAUGUGGAUUUGGAAAGUUUUCCACUUUCAUUGCCAGCUGCUCAGUUCAGGGUAAGGUAGAAUUCAAAGCUGUGAAAAUGAUCCACUCAAGUAUUGCAAAGCAGUGUUUGGUAGAACUUAAAGCAACACACAAUGUGAAAAAAGCUGACCUCGCUGAUCUUCUGCUGACCACAGACAAGUUUUAUGAGAGCACACAAGGCAAAAGUAAGUUCCUGCAAGAUGUUCACCACAUUCUGGUCAAGAGAUAUUAUGAAUUAGAAGAAUCUCAGUUCUCUCCACUCAUUCAGGACAUUGCAAGCGAAACACCUGGACUGGAAGAAAUGGUGCUGAAAAAUGCCUCAAAGACAUUUGAGAAAGAUCCCAUUGUCUCCCAGUUAAUGGCGAGGUACUACUACCUGAGGAAGAAAGAUUUCUCAGUGGCAAAAUUUUGGGCUGAAAAAGCAAAAGAUCUUUACAAAGACAACUCCUACAUUGCAGAUACAUCAGCACAAGUUAUUAAGCAUGAGCUGAAGAACGCAAUUGCAGAGGGCAAGGAAGAACCCAUCAAUCCAGGAAAACUGAGAGCACUUCUGAAAUUGGCUCAGUCAGCAAUGGAAGCUUUCCGGGAAACACAGAACCUUGCAAAGAAGGAGUCAUUUCAGCGGUUAAAAAACAACACAGACAACUGCACUUUCAACACCUCUGGCUGCCUGGGAGAGAUUCAGGUUGGUGUGCUCAUCACUGAUGUGCUGGCAAAGACUCCUGUGUUCUCUUCUGAUGGUGUUCGCCAUGACAUAAUGAGCCAGGUUCUCUCUGGAGACCUUAAACUUUCCAAGUUAGAAAGGGAUGAUCCUCAGCUCAGCAAAAACAGGCCCUACUACAUCAUUCUGAAAGAGUUUGAGGAUGUACUCCACAACCUCAAAUACAGGAUGAAGGUGAACUUUGACUUCCUUGAUAAUUUUUAUGUGAAUCUGGGCUCCAGAUUUGGAAUGAAAGACAGCCGUGAGCAAAUGUCCCAAAAUGAGCUUUUCAGAUGUUUCAAACAGUAUGCAAAGAUUUUCUGCCAAACAGAUUCUGCAUCUCUUUUGAAGAAUAAACACUUGAAUACCAUGUUUAAACUACACCAGACAAGACAGUUCCUGGAAAAAGAAAAGGUUGACACCUAUUCUGGGAUUCUGAAUUGUCUCUCAAAUGACAUCCCAACAGAAACAAUGGAAAAGAUUGCCAGACAGUAUCUGUUUGUUUGUGAGCGUCAGCCAACAACAAAGGAGAAGGUCAACUUUAUCUAUGUCAAUGUUGUGUUGAGUCGUCUUAAACUGUAUUCACAACAAUUACAGCGAUAUCCAGACAUGAUAAAACUUCUCUACCAAAUCCUUCAUGAGCAAAUCCCACUGAGUGAGAGAUUGCCACUUUACUUCAUUGCAGUUCUGCUGUUAUGGCCAGAGCCAUACAGUCCAUGUAGAGAUCUUGGAAGGUACAUCUCACAGAUGGAGACCCUUUAUCGUGAAACAAUGAAGGAAGUGUACAAUGGCAAGUGUCCCGUUGUCCAUUUCCUCCUGGGGAAGAAGCGUGGCUAUGAACGACUGGUCCACAUUGGAGAAAUCAAAAGGUGCAUCGCGGCUGGGCAGGAACAGUUUGCCUCCAUGUGGGGAAGUGGCAAAAUAUGGAAGGAGAAGAAGGUGGAGGAGCUCCUUUAUAGGGUCACAGGGGAGGUGAAGAGCAACUCCAUCCUGGCAGAUACUGGUUUUCUAGUCACCCCAAUGUAUCGAUGGCAGAUUAGUGGGUACGCAGCGGGGUCAAAGGUGUCAUUCUACAUUGGUUUCUCAAUGAGAGGACCGCUUGCACUUGACAUCGGACAAAGGCUUAAAGGACCCCCAACCACUCUCAAGUGAUUAUGCAUAGUCA
This is a messenger RNA of Archocentrus centrarchus (flier cichlid), 4827 nucleotides long. Its product is annotated as sterile alpha motif domain-containing protein 9. Bases 291 to 4814 code for a protein of 1507 amino acids. The record is from RefSeq and is a predicted model, not a curated record. Gene Ontology annotation, cellular component: cytoplasm. Lineage: Eukaryota; Metazoa; Chordata; Actinopteri; Cichliformes; Cichlidae. Gene Ontology annotation, molecular function: protein binding. The transcript has 4 exons.